This is a messenger RNA of Scheffersomyces stipitis CBS 6054, 2166 nucleotides long. It is a transcript of the gene SEC1, whose product is annotated as Sec1p. The record is from RefSeq and is a predicted model, not a curated record. The transcript is spliced from 2 exons. Gene Ontology annotation, cellular component: secretory granule; plasma membrane. NCBI's taxonomy places the organism in Eukaryota, Fungi, Ascomycota, Pichiomycetes, Serinales, Debaryomycetaceae. Gene Ontology annotation, biological process: intracellular protein transport; vesicle-mediated transport. Bases 1 to 2166 code for a protein of 721 amino acids. Gene Ontology annotation, molecular function: syntaxin binding.
AUGUCCAAGAAUAAGGACCCCAACUCGCUAAUCAACCUUCAGCGAGAAUACAUCCUCGACCAGCUCAAACUGGUGCAAGAACCAGGUCAAUUGUACAACUUGAUCCUUGACGAUACCACAGAGACUGUCAUCAACCAGGUGCUCCUGAAGGAAGCCUUGCUCAGAGUCGUCACUUCCAUAGAAAAGAUUGAUGCCAAACGUCGUCAAAACACAUACUUAAGAGCCAUCUACUUUGUCGAUUCUACCAUCUACAACUACAAGUGCAUACUUGCUGAUGUCCAAACCAAUCGUUACAAGGGAGGUAUAGGCCUUUUCCUUCCGUCUCUUCCUAACAAUACCAGGGUAAGAAGCUUCUACGAGACAAAGUUCAUCAACAAUCCCCGAGUCAGUGCCUAUUUCGACAACACUGCUUCCAUCAAAUACAUCGAGGCAAACUUCUAUCCAGUGGAAACGAGGGUAUUUCUCACUGAUAGCAAUACCCCCAACUCGAUGCCUAUUUACUACAACGAAAACUGCAUGGAUUAUGUGCUUGAUCAGAUUAAAGCCUCAGCUAGAGCCUUAGUGAACUUGAUGGUGUUGACGGGAGAGUAUCCCCUAGUUCGAUUCUACUGUCCUCAGGAUGCUACCCAUGCGGCUUCGAGAUUACCAGAAUUGCUUGCGGAUGAGUUUCAGCGCCAAAUUGACGAUUACGCCAGGUUGAAUCACGACUAUCCUCCUCAAGGUAACCCAGAUAAACCUCGGUCGAUUCUAUUGAUAACUGACCGAACGAUGGAUCUCUACGCUCCUUUGCUCCACGAGUUCACCUACCAAGCUAUGGCUAUGGAUAUCGUGUAUAGUUUGGAAAGAUCAGGCAAGUACAACUACAAGUCUGAAAAUGAAAAGGGGGAAAUUCAGGAAGUAGAAGCGGAGCUUGAAGAUGAAGAUGACGAAGACUGGGUCAAUUUGAGACAUUUGCAUAUAAUCGAGAGUUCAGAAUUGAUCUUCAACAAGAUCCAGGACAUGAUCAAGAACAACCCCCUUAUGAUAGACAGAUCUAAAGCCCAGACACUGGGAGACUUGAUGUAUAUAGUGGCUCAUUUGAAGGGAUUUGACGAGGAAAGAAGACAUAUGACAUUACACAAGACCUUGAUAGACGAGUGUCUCGAUAUCAAUGCUCUGCGUAAGCUUGCUGAGUUUGCCGCUGAUUUCGAACAGACAUGCGCUGCAGGUGGAACCAGUUUCGAAGGGGAAAGGAACAAAAAUUUGCAUGAUGAUUUAAUUGUACUAUUAGCCAGAGAUGAUUUACAUAUCAACGACAAAAUGAGGUUGGUGUUGAUCUACGGCUUGUAUCGGGGUGGGUUGAUUGAGGCCGACUUUAAGAAACUUGUCAAGUUUAUCGGAGUCAACGACAGGCAGAUCAUUUCUUUGAUCUCACGUUGUUUCACAAACUUGCACAAGUUGGAUUUCCCUGUAGUGAAACUGGAUGUCAAAGACAAGAAAGUAGUCAAGGAGAUGUUUCACACUAUCAACAACGAAGGAACUUACAAUACUUCGAGAUUUUCUCCAGGUGUAAAACGAGUAAUGCAGAACGCUGCCAAAUACCAGUUGGAUGAAGACUGGUUUCCGUACUUUAGAGACAAGCCUUUGGAAGAAGAUAUCCCAAACGGCGAUUCAAGAAUGUCUCCAUCCACAAGUGGAUUGCACUCGAAUGGAGGCUCGUUGAGAAAUGUCAGAAUCAAGGCAUCUUGGGCCCAGACAUCAGCAAGAGCCGGUAGUCAAAUUGGUAGACCUAAGCAGCGCAUCUUUUGUUUUGUGGCUGGUGGAAUCACAUAUUCAGAGAUGAGAUCUAUAUAUGAGUUGUCCAACAGCUUGAAUAAGGAUUUUUACAUUGGCUCAGAGUCGAUCUUGAAACCAAGAGACUUCUUGAUUGGCUUGCAGGGGAUCGAUAAGGCCAAGUCGUUAGCUGAUUUGGAUUUACACAUUGCCAAGCCUAAGCCUACUGACCCACCCAUGUACUUGUUUGAUGAUGGUCGUCCCAAACCCAUUCCAGCACAGGCUGGAGGAGGCAGUAACGGUAACGGACCAGUCCCUAGUCAUUACCAGAAGAGGGCGUCCGUGGGUUCGACAGAGGUUCCGGACAAGACUAAAGAAAAAAAGAGACUGAAGUUGAAGAACUUGUUCAAAUAA